Messenger RNA from Carassius gibelio (silver crucian carp), 1934 nucleotides. RefSeq lists its product as uncharacterized. The transcript is spliced from 4 exons. NCBI's taxonomy places the organism in Eukaryota, Metazoa, Chordata, Actinopteri, Cypriniformes, Cyprinidae. The record is from RefSeq and is a predicted model, not a curated record. The coding region runs from base 410 to 1492 and encodes 360 amino acids.
UGAUGAAGUCAUCCAGGAAAUAAAGUGUGUCUGCGGUCUUACGAAUGAAAUACGACUUCAGUACAAUGAUGCUGAUUUUGGCACUUGGGUUAACUUAACUUCAACCUCACAACUCAAGGAUCUAGGCACUUUGAAAGUUAUUCCAGUAGAACCCACUGUUACUUUAUUUUUGGAGCCAGUUGGCACGUCUGUGAAUAAGGCCAGUUUUCUCAGUCAAGAUGAUUCAAGCAUCUCUGCAAGCUCGGAUGACACACUACCCAUAAGCAGUGCUUCCUCUGACACCUAUAGAAAGGAGCAGUGGCCCAAGGUGUUUGUCAUCCCAACUUUCUCUCAUUCAACAGAAUCCCAACUUAGGGAUGGAAAUGCUGAGUAUCAGAGAAGCCAGGCUAGACUCACUCCCAGUUCCAAAAUGCUUUCAAACAUUCUGGAAACGCUCGCCGACAAAGUCUAUUCUUACAGAUCCUAUCCUAGCGAUGCAGACUUGAGUGAGGUGGCAGAGGCACUCACACAGACACACCCCUGUCUGAAAGAACCUGGGUCCUUUAACCACAGUUAUGGAUGGAAACAAAGACUUAAGACAAAGAUGUAUAACUAUCGCACAUACCUGAAAUCGCACAGUUCAUCAUCUGAUGAGCUGUCUGUCAAUACAGUGAAAAGAAAGUCCUCGAUGGAUUCUCACCCUGCAAAGAACAUAAAGAAACCCAGGCGAGCUGAGUCUAACCAUUACCCAUCUCUACCUCUCAACAAGACCCCGGAGUUGAUGGAGCAAGAGAGAAUUGCCCUAUUGUCUGAGGUAAAGAAAAGGAACAAUGUCAAAACAAUUAGAGAGAAGAUGGCACAGACGUUCGCAUUUAGGAGGCAAGAAAUUGUCGACAAGAAAACACCUUUGCUCAGUAUCAUUGAAAGAUGGCCGGCACUCAUUGACGUUCAAGAGGUGAACGCAGAGUUCUUGAGAGUAACCACAAUACCACUUGAAGCAAGAUUCAUGCAGAACCUUGAUGAGAAAUGCACUGAAAUGAUAAAGGUUAUCAGAAAGAAGGGAGGAGCCAUUCGGGAGAAGACAAGGCUGCUGCCAGUUGUAGAAAAGGAUACUGACACGGCUACAAAGAGAGAGAUUGCACUUAAAUGUCUCAUCCUUAACAUGGGAGAAGCAGUGGAGGACCUCAUCAAAGAUUUCCUGGUGUCAGAGAAGGAAGAGGCUGAAGCAAUUCUUCAACAGGAAACCAUGGCAAUAUUUGUCUUUAGAGAUGCCCAAGCUGUACCCAAAGACAUUGGCAUCGUACUGGAGGGACAAAAGGUUCUGAGCGAGUUGCCAUCCAUUGCAAAUGCUGUUGCCAUUCUCCUGGGGCUCCUUUAUACCCUCAAUUUGGAAUAUCCAAAGACACUGAAACUGACAUUUGAGUACAUACAGAAAGUCAUCAUGGAGCUGGACCCAAAAGGCAUGACCAAUAAAGUCAAGCGGCUCUACGACCAACUCUACAAUAGAGCUUAAUUCAGGGUUCCCACACAUCCCUGCAAAUGUUUACCCUGCAAUUCAUUUUGUGUUUGAGUAGCUGGCUAUGGUUCGGCAGUUGGUUCAGUAUUUUUAGUAGUAUAAUCUGUCAAGCCUUGGCAAUCAGCUGUUCUAAAUGCUGCCAAUUUAUUUAAGUUUACAUUGUAUUAUGACGGUGUACGCAACAACUCCAUACUUGCGUUCUGUUUCAAACUUUUUUUUUUUUUUUUUUUUUUUGGCUGGUGGAUAUUAUUUGUUGCAUCAUAAAAAAAAAAGAUUUCUGAUGGAAAAAAAAAAAAAUCCUAAUUCAAUGCUUGUCGAAUUCCACAGAUUUAAGAAAAUGUCAAUGUUUGCCAGCUACUAAAUGUUAAAAAAUGUUUAAAAAAAUCUGAAAAUGUCAAACUCAGAAGAAUGUUAAAAAUCUGACACUUUAGUAGCAAGU